AUGUCGCUGGGCAAGUACGAGCGGCAUUGCGACUCCAUCAGCUCCGACUUCGGCAGCGAGUCGUCGGGCCGGGCGGGCUCGCGCGGUGGCGGCGGCGGCCUGCCCGGCGAGCAGGAGGAGCUGCACUACAUCCCCAUCCGCAUCCUGGGCCGCGGCGCCUUCGGCGAGGCCACGCUCUACCGCCGCACCGAGGAUGACUCACUCGUCGUGUGGAAGGAGGUGGACCUGACCCGGCUGUCAGAAAAGGAGCGUCGUGAUGCUUUGAAUGAAAUCGUUAUCCUUGCUCUGUUGCAGCAUGAGAACAUCAUUGCGUACUACAAUCACUUCAUGGAUAACACCACGCUGCUCAUUGAGCUGGAGUACUGUAAUGGAGGGAACCUCUAUGAUAAGAUUCUGCGACAGAAAGACAAGCUGUUUGAAGAAGAGAUGGUGAUUUGGUAUCUCUUUCAAAUUGUGUCAGCUGUGAGCUGCAUUCAUCGAGCAGGAAUCCUGCACAGAGAUAUAAAGACAUUAAAUAUCUUUCUAACCAAGGCAAACCUGAUAAAAUUAGGAGACUAUGGGUUGGCAAAGAAGCUGAACUCUGAGUACUCUAUGGCUGAGACGCUUGUGGGAACGCCAUACUACAUGUCCCCAGAACUCUGCCAGGGUGUGAAGUACAACUUCAAAUCAGAUAUCUGGGCUGUGGGCUGUGUCAUCUUUGAGCUUCUCACUCUGAAGAGGACCUUUGAUGCUACAAACCCCCUGAACCUUUGUGUGAAGAUUGUGCAGGGGAAUCGGGCCAUGGAGGUUGAUUCCACUAUCUACUCUCGGGAGCUGAUCCAGAUGGUCAAUUCCUGCCUUGAUCAGGAUCCGGAGAAGAGACCUACUGCAGAUGAACUGCUUGAACAACCUCUCCUCAGCAAACGUAGGAGGGAGAUGGAAGAGAAAGUCACGCUGCUUAAUGGGCCAAACAAGCGACCAAGGUCAAGUGCCAUGAAUGAGGCGCCCAUCGCAGUCGUGACUUCACGCACUAGCGAGGUGUAUGUCUGGGGGGGUGGCAAGUCCACUCCCCAGAAGCUGGAUGCCAUCAAAAGUGGCUGCAGCGCACGCCAAGUGUGUGCUGGUAACACUCACUUUGCUGUGGUGACAGUGGAGAAGGAGCUCUACACGUGGGUGAACAUGCAGGGGGGUACCAAGUUACAUGGGCAGCUGGGGCAUGGAGAUAAGGCCUCCUACCGGCAACCAAAGCAUGUGGAGAAGCUUCAGGGAAAAGCCAUUCGCCAGGUGUCCUGUGGGGAUGACUUCACAGUCUGCAUCACAGAUGAGGGCCAGGUGUAUGCCUUUGGCUCAGACUAUUAUGGAUGCAUCGGCAUUGACAAGGCUCAAGGCUCUGAAGUGCUUGAGCCCCUGCAGUUGGAUUUUUUUCUUACCAACCCUGUGGAGCAGGUCUCCUGCGGAGAUAACCACGUGGCAGUUCUCACCAGGAACAGAGAAGUCUACACGUGGGGCUGUGGGGAGUAUGGGCGCUUGGGCUUGGAUUCGGAAGAAGAUCACUACACCCCUCAGAAGGUGGAUGUUCCAAAGACCUUAAACAUCGUGUCUGUUCACUGUGGCUGUGAUGGGACUUUCCUGCUCACCCAGACAGGCAAAGUUUUGGCGUGUGGCCUCAACGAGUUCAACAAGUUGGGCUUGAAUCAGUGCACAUCAGGGAUAAUUAACCACGAUACAUACUGUGAAGUGCCCUACACCACUUCCCUCACUUUGGCCAAGCAGCUCUCCUUCUACAAGAUCCGUACCAUUUCUCCAGGGAAGACCCACACAGCAUCUAUUGAUGAGCGAGGCCGCCUGCUGACCUUCGGCUCCAACAAGUGUGGACAGCUUGGCGUCGGGGACUAUAAGAAGCGCCUGGGAAUUAACCUGCUGGGAGGCCCCUUGGGGGGUAAGCAGGUGAUCAGGGUGUCGUGUGGAGAUGAAUUCACCAUAGCUGCUACUGACGACAACCAUAUCUUUGCCUGGGGCAAUGGUGGGAAUGGGCGCCUGGCGAUGAUACCAACCGAGAGAGCUCACGGCUCCGAUAUUUGUACCUCAUGGCCUCGGCCAAUAUUUGGAUCUCUGCAUCAUGUCCCUGACUUGUCGUGUCACGGCUGGCACACUAUCAUCAUUGUGGAAAAGGUGCUGAACUCUAAAACGAUCCGAUCCAACAGCAGCGGCCUGUCCAUUGGCACGGUGGCUCAGAGCUGUACAACUGGAGGAGGAGAGGAAGAGGAAAAUGAAGGGGAAGCAGAGACUCCUGAUCCCAGUGGAGGCUUUCGAGGAACCAUGGAAGCAGAUCGUGGAAUAGGGGGCUGGAUCAGCACUACGGAAGCGAAGGGGCAUGACAUGGCUGACAGCAGCUCCUGCCCUGGGUGGCUGCGCAAGGAGCUGGAGAAUGCUGAAUUCAUCCCCAUGCCUGACAGCCCCUUUCCGCUGAGCAUGGCAUCCUCAGAGCCCGAAAAGGAGACUCUUCCUUACCAGGAACUUCAAGGGCUGAAAGUGGCCCCUGAGGAAUCUACUGGAUUCAACAAGCCCAAAACAGAGGCCUGGCCGCCGUGCGUGGGGGCAGCCCCGCCAGGCGGGGGGCAGGCCGUGCCUCCCGUGGCGGGCUGCGCGUGCGCCGCCCUGCAAGAGGAAGUGGCCCGUCUGCGGGGGCUCGUCCUGCAGUGCCUGCAGGAGCAGAAGCAGCUGCAGCAGGAGACUGUUCGCCUGAGCACCCAGCUGCAGAGCUGCUGCAGGGGCCUGGAGGCAGUGCGGCAGGUGGAAGUUCAUUCCAAAGGAACCCAGACAGCCAAAGAGGAGAUGGAAGUAGAUCCGAAACCUGACUUGGAUUCAGAUUCCUGGUGUCUCCUGGGAACGGACUCGUGCCGCUCCAGCCUCUAGUCUCCUGAGCCCACUGGGAUCCAUCUAACUUCACAGCACACUAACCGAACGCAGAGAGCGGCUUUCCUGGCUUCAGGUCACUCGCAGACAAGGAGCGAGGCCGGAGGCUCCGGAGCAGCACCCAUGUACGUUUGAUAUGAACUAGGAGUGAGUUUGGGAGGGGAGGGCCCCUGAGCUCCAGGCUCAGUGAUUGAAGCAGCAGCAGCUCUUCUUUGUACCUCAUCUGUCCAUUCUGCCUGUGAGGCAGAGCAGCCCCGUCACAGCGAUGGCUCCAGUAGUGGCUUGUGGCCCUUUCAUUGUUUCACUGCUUCCUGGGAGCUGCCUUUGGGACCCCAGUUUUCAUCACUGCAUUUCUAGGUAUGAGGAGGAGGAGGAAGCAAGUUUUACCGAAGCAGGCUGAACCCAAACACUCGCCACCUCCGCUGUAGAAGGGCGAAGGACUUGGGUCCUCUCCCUAGCACGUGGUAAGGCCCAGCUGGCAAGGUUCUUCCCCUCUGUUCAAGGGCAGAGGGAGCAGCAAACGUCUCAUUCUGGAGGCAGUGGAGGUCUCCCUGCUGGGGAGAUGAUGGCAGGCAGCCCUGGCCCUGUGGCUGUGUCCAGUGGCCAGCAUGGAGAGAAUUUAAAGACUUAAUUCUGGAGCCUUAAGCUUUCCACCUUCCAGGCACCGCAGAGAGACAAGUGAAGCAGGUGCAGUUUCCAACAGCAGCAGAGAGGACUCUCUGGGAUGGGAUCUCUGGUACCCACUUUCAAACCGCCUGCUUUCUAACGAGGUGACGAGUGUCUGGGUCUCAGACCACGUUGCCUAUUUCUUCCUCCAUCUGUUCAGCCUGGUUUGGGUGCCAGAGCUUCUGGCUUCUUGGCGUAAACCCAUAGCUGCCCCCUGCUUGACUUCUGUUCUGCUCAGCCCCUGGCACCCGUGAUCUGUGCGGGUGUGGGAAGAAUCAGUAUUUUUUCCACUCAGUGUUUUGAUGAAGCUGGAAUGUAGUUUCCUACCCAGAAUAGGUCAUUAAUGCUGUGGUCACAGGAUGCAGCCUUUCCCAGUGACUGUGGGUGAUCAAGUCUGUGGCCGGAAUUCACCCUCUUUCUAGAAGCAAGAGGCUUUCCCAAGGAAAUUGGAGAUGGGAAGAGGUCUGAUGCUCAGAGUUACCUCAUUUCCGAUUAGAUAAUUGGGUUAAUUUUAUUCCCUUUUUUUUUUUUUUAAAGUAAUCUGAUUUUGGACUAAGCCUGUGGAUUGGCGGGGCCCCCAGGAGCAGUUCGUGCCCCCCCGCCCCCUUACCUGAAGUGUCUAAGGAGUCCCGAGUCCCUCUCUCCAUUGCUGGGAGAGUGCGGUUGUGAUUUUUGUUACCCAUAAGUCAUCCCCGUCACUAGAAUUGCCUUGGGUCUGUUGGAGACGGCUCUGCUGUCACCUCUCCUAGACCUUUUCCUUCAAGAGGCUGUUCUUGGGAACCUGGCGUUCCCCCGUCGCCUCUGGAGGUGAAUGCCAAGCUAUUCUGCUUGUAACCAGUGCUCCUUAAGCCUUUUCCUGGUGCCUAUCACUAGUAUCUUGGAGCUCAGUCGAGCGCAGUCUCUCCAGGGCAGCGCUCGGGGCAAGGAUAGUGCCAGUGUGUCCGCCCGUUCCUCCUGAAGGAAGGGCGGGAGGACGGCCCUUGUGGCAGGAGCCACAUCACCGGGCUGCCCCGGGGGCCCUGCCCUCUUUUCCCCUGCGUGUGGAGCCAGUUCUCGGGUCAGGGUGUCCCAGCGUGGUGGUUGUUGCUGCCGUUGGAAAUGAAGGAGCCAGUCGUGCCGCAGCAGAACCUUCGCGGAGUGAAGAGCCGGGCCCGAGCCGUGUCCGGUAAUCCUGGAGCAUCGAGCACGGGGGAGUCGCUCUCCUGCAGCGCACUGCUAUCCUCAUCUCCCAAUGCUCUGCAGUGGGGAAGCUAGGAGCACGCACUGGAUUCCCCUCGGAUCUCGUGGAGGGUUAGGGUCCCUGACGGAGGAUGCCCUGUACUCCACAAUCUCAUUUAGUGCCUUAGAAGAUUCACGCUAUCCAGGUUGUGCCUAUUACAGACCACAGACUUCACACCAGCCAGCUAUGCAACCAAAAAGCAGUUUAAAGUCAGCACCUCCGUCUUGGCCUGAAAUUGGGAGGGCAAGUGGGCAGAAGUGCCUUUGAGCAAUUCCGAACCCUUUUGCCUUCUCCCCUUCUUGCAGUGCUAGCCCCGUACGUGUCAGUCUCCUGCUAGUAUUGCUCCUGAAUUGUUAUAGUGAAACACAACCUACGCCUGCUCUGACACUCUGGCUGAAAAACUAGUUUGUCGUCUUUUUUUUGAAAGGUUAAAGGGUGGAGUGGUUUGGAGUUUCUGUUUAAAUAAAUGUUUAAACCCA
Messenger RNA from Nothoprocta perdicaria, 5259 nucleotides. It is a transcript of the gene NEK9, whose product is annotated as NIMA related kinase 9. The transcript is spliced from 22 exons. NCBI's taxonomy places the organism in Eukaryota, Metazoa, Chordata, Aves, Tinamiformes, Tinamidae. The record is from RefSeq and is a predicted model, not a curated record. Gene Ontology annotation, molecular function: protein kinase binding; ATP binding; protein kinase activity. The coding region runs from base 1 to 2895 and encodes 964 amino acids. Gene Ontology annotation, cellular component: centrosome. Gene Ontology annotation, biological process: protein phosphorylation.